UGACUUUUUGACCCUUCUAGCUAGAAAGAGAGAGAGAAGGAAGAAGGAAGAAGAAGCAUAAACGAUGUUGUUUACGAGAGGAGAUUUGCUUUCUCGAACCAGAAAGCUCGUUAAGGGUUUGGCAAAGUCCGAACCAGUGUGGCUCAAAGCCAUGGAACAAGCGCCUCCUGCAACAUUUCCUCGAGCUGAGGCAAAAAUUCAGACUAUCACUCUUCCUGAGGAUGUUUAUGUGAAGAAGUUUUAUAAAAAAUACCCGGAUUCCAAAUACCAUGAUGCCAUCAAGAUUUGUGCUUUUGAUCCCCCUCCAUCUCGUAUAUAUGGCUUGAGAGUUCUUGAAUUGAAAGAGCAGGGCGUCAGUGAGGAACAAGCAAUGGCCGUUGCCGAUAUGGAAUAUGUGGCAGAGAAGAAGGCAAAGAAGAAAGCAUAUGCCCGUUUGAAGCAAAUUGCACGUCUUCAAGGAAAGAGACUUCCUCCAAACCCAUAUCCUAGUCCUAUCAAGGAGAUACAAGCUGAGGAGAGGAAAUACGUUCGUGAUCGUUUCUUCAAUCCGAAGAUACUUGAACUUGUGAAACAAAGAAAAGCCGAGUCAAUGGAGAGAUUCAGAGGGGGUGAUUGGUGACAUUUAUAGGGGCAAAGUUACAAUAAAUGGAAACUUUGGCUCUUGAACAAAUGGGAUUUGACAAUAAUAUGUGCCAGUCAGCCACUGAAAAGUGCGUACUUCUGCUCUGAUAUUAGAUGAAGUUUUUAUUUGUCGUAUUAGAUCAAAUGCACUUGAAAGUUUUACCAAAAUUUCAUGGCAGUGUCGUUUGUUCCAGGCUACUAUGUAGGUUUGUUUGUUAGUUGCUAGUGCUUGCGUUUAGCUGAUAUCUUGUGUUUAGCUCUCUAUUUUGUUGUCAAUUUGUUCAUUAACCGGUCUUUUAUGGAGUCUCUUUGCAUAUGCCAUUAUGAAAAUGUUCCCUGAUAACAUACAUACAGAUAGGUAUUACUUGCUGCAAAGGGUUUGAUAGUAUGUGUA
Molecule: messenger RNA, 1015 nt
Organism: Gastrolobium bilobum
Lineage: Eukaryota; Viridiplantae; Streptophyta; Magnoliopsida; Fabales; Fabaceae
Exons: 4
Coding region: 65-619 (184 amino acids)
Source: RefSeq, a predicted model, not a curated record